Molecule: messenger RNA, 579 nt
Organism: Eufriesea mexicana
Lineage: Eukaryota; Metazoa; Arthropoda; Insecta; Hymenoptera; Apidae
Gene: mRpS28
Product: mitochondrial ribosomal protein S28
Exons: 3
Coding region: 28-579 (183 amino acids)
Cellular component (GO): mitochondrial small ribosomal subunit
Source: RefSeq, a predicted model, not a curated record
UAGGAGACGCUAUUUUCUUCGUCUAGAAUGAAUAUGAUUCAACGUUAUCAAACGAUAAUUAGACACUUAUGUUCUGGUUCUACUCCUCGAAAAAGUGCAUUAUGUGUUCGAAAUUACAGUAUUAAAGGAGAUUCAACUGGAAACUUAACAGAUAAGGAGAAAUAUGAAAUUGGUGACAUAGAUUCAGAAUUCAACAUUUUUAAGCAGAUUUCUGAACUAACCAAAGAUCUUAAAACUAAAGAUAAUGUUGAAACUUCAAAAUGUAAUACUUUCACUUCCUUACUCCGACAUUCCAAAUUCAUAAAUCUAGGAGAUCCUACACAGAAAGCAGUUGUGGGUGAAAUUUUUAAUGUUGUCGGUAAUGACUUAUACAUUGACUUUGGAUGGAAAUUUCAUUGCGUGUGCCCAAGACCUGAAUUACAAUCAAAUUUAUUCACUAGAGGUACAAAAGUUAAAUUAUUAAUAAAAGAUCUGGAAUUAUCUACACGAUUUUUAGGUGCAACUACCGACUUGACAUUAUUAGAAGCAGAUUGUACUCUUCUGUCUAUAAUACAUUAUUCAAAGAACAUAAAACAGUAG